CCAGCAAUGACGAGUACGUCGGCUGGUUAUCGAUAGCCGCACUUCCAGUCUUGACGCAUACAGAAUUUGCAAAGCCGCAGAAAAUUAAAAAUCCCAGGAUUAUCCGCGAUUUAUUAGCAAAAGUUCGUUGCAGUCAACUUUAGAAAAGAGCUAGCGAGAAUUCCCAGCCCCAGUUGCCAGAAGCUUCCCAGGCAGCACCAGCACCCGAGGAAAAGCGCACCGGAAGAGCCGCCCAUGAGUAGUCAUCGAGACGGAGCCGGAGCCGAUCGAAUCACAAUCAAAAUCCACAACAUGAAGCGCAGCGCCUCGCGCUCCCCGGGUCCGGCCUCCAGGAGCAGCCUGUCGCGCAACUCGCGGAGCAUGGGACGUGGCUACGACAACGGCAGCGGGGUGCCGGGCGACUCUCCGGAGCGCCUGUCGCCAGAGCGCAUGCGACGCCGUCUGGAGCGCUCGCCCAGUCCACGUGGCCGCUACGGAUCUCCGCACCGGGAGCCGUACAUGCGCGGCCCUCCGCCCGCGGAGCGUCCGGCUGGCUACAAGGUUUUGUGCGUCAGCGCUUUGCCACCAAAGGCGCCGGACGAUUUCAUCGAGGAGACGCUGUACCGCGAGUACAAGAAGUUUGGCGACUUCAGUGUGCGACUGGCCCACGACCUGGACGAGAGGGUAGCCUACGUUUGCUUCCGAACGCCUGAGGAUGCGCGAGAGGCCAAGCACCACAAACCGCGCCUCAUCAUCUACGACAAGAUGGCUAUUGUUGAGCCGGUGUACAAGAGCACCACCAGGCCAGAGUAUAGACCUCGCGGGCACUCGAUGUCCCCGCCGGACUACGAGCGCUACCACUACUCGCGCUCCCCAAUGGGCCAAGGGGUUCCGCUGGAUCACCGCCGUCCCCCGCUUGAUCCCUAUGACCGCUACGGUCCGCCCCAUAUGCACCCGCACGCAGUGCACCCACGCGAUUACCGGCCCAUGCACCACGACUAUCCCCAUCCGCCACGCGGACCUCCUCUGCAUCGCGGCGGCCAUCCGCAUCACAUCCAUGGCCACGCGCCUCCACAUCAGUACUCACCAAUGAGGCCGUUGGCACCACGCCCGCACGCCCCCUACGAAAAGCCGGAGAGCAAGAAGGACAAGUUUCCCAACUACCUGCACCACGUGCAGCCCGAGGAUGAUCCCCUCUCCACGCGCACCCUGUUCGCGGGAAAUCUGGAGGUGACCAUCGCCGACGACGAGUUGCGUCGCAUCUUCGGCAAGUAUGGUGUGGUGGAUGAUAUCGACAUCAAGCGCCCGCCGCCGGGCACGGGCAACGCGUUCGCGUUUGUGCGCUACCAGAACCUGGACAUGGCACACCGGGCCAAGAUCGAGCUGUCCGGCCAGUACAUCGGCAAGUUCCAGUGCAAGAUUGGAUACGGCAAGGUGACUCCGGCCACACGCAUGUGGAUCGGAGGUUUGGGUGCCUGGACCUCGGUCACUCAGUUAGAGCGAGAGUUUGAUCGCUUCGGCGCCAUCAAGAAGAUCGAGUACCAGAAGGGCGAGCCGUACGCCUACAUUCAAUACGAAACGGUGGAGGCGGCCACGGCGGCGGUAAAGGAAAUGCGAGGGUUCCCGCUGGGUGGACCUGAGCGCCGUCUUCGCACGGACUUUGCAGAGUUGCCGGGCGCCACACCUGCGGCUCCAUUUAAGGGCUCAAAGCCGCCGUAUGACGAAAGUGCACUGGAGUACAGGCGUCCAGAGUAUGAUCCCUACUAUGAGGAGUCCGCGGCGUACGCACCGCGAGGUGGCUACUCGCCGUAUCCUCCUAGAGGUGGCUACCGUGGAAGAGGUGGCUAUCGCGGAAGAGGACGAGGCAUGUACCACUACCACAACGAUGUUCACAGGCCGCCGCAUCCCGGCUCCUUGGCCGGUUCCUCUUCGUCGGUGCCGCCGCCCGGAGGAGUGGACGACGAGUGGCGACGCCCACCGGGAGAGUCAUACGAAAGGGGAGCCCGCUCCAGCUCUCGGGAGCCUGGCGUGGAACGCUCGCGCUCGAGGUCGCCUUUAAAGCGGGCUCGCUCUCCCGGAUCUGAUUCCGAUACCUCGACUCGUCGCAACGAUGCCCUUGGAUCGGCCAGUACGGUGCCGGAUGUGGCGCGCAAAUGCAGCACCGUGUGGACCGGAGCGCUGAUCCUCAAGAGCUCCCUGUUCCCAGCGAAAUUCCAUCUGACUGAUGGAGAUACCGACAUUGUAGAGUCGUUGAUGCGCGACGAGGAGGGCAAGCACAACCUUCGCAUCACCCAGCGACUGCGCCUGGAUCCGCCAAAGUUGGACGAUGUGCAGAAGCGGAUUGCAUCCUCAUCCUCGCAUGCUAUAUUUAUGGGCCUGGCCGGCUCCACGAAUGACACCAAUUGCGACGAUGCCAGCGUGCAAACGCGGCCCCUGAGGAACCUGGUCUCCUAUCUGAAGCAGAAGGAGGCGGCUGGCGUCAUCUCGCUGCUGAACAAGGAGACCGAGGCCACCGGCGUGCUGUACGCUUUUCCACCCUGCGACUUCUCCACGGAGCUGCUGAAGCGCACCUGCCACAGCCUCACGGAGGAGGGUCUGAAGGAGGACCACCUGGUCAUUGUGGUGGUGCGCGGCGGCACGGCCUAAAGUGGAUUGAAAUCGGACGGAGGAGGAGAGGCAAGUGCUGGACAAACUGGAGGUAAUGACUAGCCACAGUGCUCAAGGGAAGACUCCGCCACACCUAACUAUAAUGUAGCAGCCGUAGUCGUAUCUUAGAUGCCCCUCUCUUAAAAGGAGGAGGACGAACUGGGGGUCACAUACAUGCAAGGGUCGUGUAUGUGCACCCUCCAAGCACCGCACGCACACACACACACACAUAUAUAUGAUGCACACACACACAGAGACACGAGCAGAACCGAGGAGACAUCAUCCACACCUCAUGACCCCUGACCCUGACCCGUAUUAAUUACCCAUUAAUUAACGUUCUUUUGCAGACAGGAUCUCUCUUUAUGGUUUCAUUUCAAGUUCUCGAUGUGUUAGUGACAGUGAAGUUAUUACAUAUUUUUAUUAUUGUGCUAAAAAGUUUGAAACAAAUCAAACAAUAUUGUCUCCAAACGCAUACAUACAGUUUUUCCAAUUUUAUUAUGUUAAAGUGUACAACUGAGAAUGAAAACAACACGAGUAAAACACCUUAAAUUUUCUAAAAAAAAAACAAACAAAAGAAAAAGAAAACAACUCAAUUCGAGUGUCCGCUUAAGAUCAACAACUAGUGCGAAAUAAUCCUGAUGAAACAGUUUUUGUGUUCUUUUAAAUUGAUUUCCUUUAUUUGAUUUGUGUUACGCCGAUGAUUUUUGCUUUGGUCUUUGGUUUGUGAACUAUGUUGAUGAUGAAAAUACAGUGCGACAAAAAGUGCACCCAGUAGUGGUCUGAUUGUCCAGUUGAUGAGUCCAAAACGAAUGUUACCAAGUGUUUCCAGAGUUUGUUUGCAGUGCGAUUCCGCCGUAAAAACAGCAAUCAGUGCGAAGUGUUUAACUCUGGCUGAGCUUCAGUUGCCCCCCCGAUCGCCCAGAGGUUCAUUGGUGUUUUUUUGGCCUGUGGGUGCGUGAAAGUGGCUACCAAAUCCGAAUCUGUUUAUCCGUCUUCCAUCCGAAGAGAGAACGUCGUGUAGCAUUUGCUCCAAAAUGUCUCUGCUGUUUGAUUGGGUUUGGCAAUUGUUACAUUGGUUUUCUUGUGGCUGCUCUCAACAGAAUGGUGUUUUGUUUAUAAUUUAUACAUGCGUUCAUGCGACAUUUAUGUUUCUGUGAGUUCAAGUGUCAUUCCACGGGCCCAAAUCAAUUAAGAUAUGAUGAAAAUCCAAGUAGUUGGCCCAGUGCAUGUGCUGUGUAUGCGUGUGUUCUCAAAUAUAUUACCUAUAUAAAUAUAUAUCUAUAUAUAUAUCGUACAGAUAUAUAUAUCCAAUCGUUAAUCUGUACACUAAGAGAUAGUAGUCACGAUCAAACGCAGUUAAUUCACAUCAUUAGACAGAUGUCCGAGUAAUUUAUGCUUCAAAAAAUAUUAUAU
Drosophila gunungcola (fruit fly) is the source of this 4038-nucleotide messenger RNA. RefSeq names its product RNA-binding protein spenito (gene nito). Bases 235 to 2625 code for a protein of 796 amino acids. Gene Ontology annotation, cellular component: nucleus. The transcript has 3 exons. Lineage: Eukaryota; Metazoa; Arthropoda; Insecta; Diptera; Drosophilidae. Gene Ontology annotation, biological process: regulation of alternative mRNA splicing, via spliceosome. Gene Ontology annotation, molecular function: mRNA binding. The record is from RefSeq and is a predicted model, not a curated record.